Batrachochytrium dendrobatidis JAM81 is the source of this 1358-nucleotide messenger RNA. Its product is annotated as snoRNA-binding rRNA-processing protein ENP1. Gene Ontology annotation, molecular function: snoRNA binding. Bases 131 to 1312 code for a protein of 393 amino acids. Gene Ontology annotation, biological process: rRNA processing. Gene Ontology annotation, cellular component: preribosome, small subunit precursor; nucleolus; cytoplasm. The transcript has 7 exons. NCBI's taxonomy places the organism in Eukaryota, Fungi, Chytridiomycota, Chytridiomycetes, Rhizophydiales. The record is from RefSeq and is a predicted model, not a curated record.
UUAUGUUCAACUUCAAAAUGAUUCUUCUGUUGAACUUCAAAACCAUGUUCGCAAUCGCACUCCAAAGGAUUCUCUUCAACAGCAAGAAUCCGAUUCUGUCGAUAUUAAAACUUCAAAAAAAAUUCUAGACAUGGUUCGAUCACAACAGGAUGAGAUUUACAGAGAAGAUGCUUUGGCUAAUUCAUCAGAACACACAUACAGUGAUGCUUCUGCUAAAAAGAUUUCAAAAUAUGCUGCCAUCAAAGAGCAAAGGCGGAAACAAAAGGAUGAGUCUGAUGAUGAACAAGAGGACGAUGAAAAUGAACUCGCUGAAGGGGAUUAUGAAGACUUUGAACACGAUGAGUCUGAUUUGAGAAUCGAUGCUGGAGAUGAGAAACUUAUGGAAAAGUUUAUGAACAAGGAAACAAAAAAACAAAUUAACUUGUCGGAUCUCAUCAUGAGUAAAAUUCAAGCUACUAACGAUACAAUGGCUCAAGAUCAAGAAACUCGCAAUGAAAUACCAAGACUCAACCCCAAGGUUGUCGAGGUGUACACAAAGGUUGGCAUUCUUCUUAGCCGAUACCGUUCUGGACCACUCCCAAAGCCAUUCAAAAUUAUCCCCACUUUGCGUGACUGGGAAGAGGUCUUAUAUAUUACCAAACCAGACCAAUGGACUCCUCAUGCCAUGUAUCAAGCUACUCGAAUUUUUGUAUCCAAUUUAAAGUCCAAAAUGGCUCAAAGAUUCUUUAGUUUGAUUCUUAUGGACCGUAUUCGUGACGAGAUUCAGGAAACUAAAAAACUCAACUAUCAUCUCUACAUGGCAAUUAAAAAGGCUCUUUACAAACCUGCUGCAUUCUUCAAAGGGUUUCUUCUUCCAAUUUGCGAAUCGGGUACAUGCACUUUACGCGAAGCUGCCAUCCUCGGUAGUGUUUUAAUUAAAGUAUCUGUUCCAAGUCUCCACGCUGCUGCUGCUCUUUUGAAAAUUGCCGAAAUGGAGUACACGGGUCCCAAUAGUCUGUUUAUCCGUAUUCUUUUGGAUAAAAAGUAUGCUUUACCAUUCAAGGUCAUUGACAGUCUUGUGUUCCACUUUUUAAGGUUCAAAAGAGACCAAAGAGAGUUGCCUGUGUUGUGGCAUCAAGCAUUAUUGACAUUUUCUCAAAGGUACAAGGAAGAUCUGACUGGUGACCAAAAAGAAGCACUGUUGGAUUUGAUCAAACACAAAUCGCAUGAAUCUAUCACGCCCGAGAUCCGUCACGAAUUACAAAACUCUGUAUGCAGAGGUGAAAGCAAAGACAUUCCUGAAGAAGAUAUCGAGAUGGGUGUUGAAUUCUAAAGCACAUUCAACGUAGACAUUUCAAUAAACUUGAUCAUUUUACCAC